Messenger RNA from Gasterosteus aculeatus aculeatus (three-spined stickleback), 803 nucleotides. It is a transcript of the gene czib, whose product is annotated as CXXC motif containing zinc binding protein. The record is from RefSeq and is a predicted model, not a curated record. Gene Ontology annotation, molecular function: zinc ion binding. Lineage: Eukaryota; Metazoa; Chordata; Actinopteri; Perciformes; Gasterosteidae.
AAGUUGAAUAAAAAGUCGUUUAAGAGUUAGAAGCUAUAUUUUACGAGGAGUACCUGAAGGCCGCAGGGAACGUCAGCGGUGACGCGUCAAGAUGGUGAAAUUCGGACUUCAGUUUAAAGCCACUCUGGAAAAUGUCACUAAUGUCAGACCAUCGGGCGACGAUUUCCGCUGGUUCCUGAAGCUGAAGUGUGGAAACUGUGGAGAGAUCCCAGAUAAAUGGCAGUAUGUAAACCUUGAGGAGAGUGUGCCACUGAAAGGAGGAAGAAGCAGCGCCAGCAUGGUGCAGAAGUGUAAACUUUGUUCCAGGGAAAAUUCUAUUGAUAUCCUGGGAGACACAAUCAAACCGUAUAAUGCAGAGGACAGCGAAAGCUUCAAGACAAUGGUGCAGUUUGAGUGUCGGGGUCUGGAGCCCAUUGACUUCCAACCGCAAGCCGGCUUCUCUGCACAAGGAGCAGAGUCUGGAACACAGUUUCCUGAAAUUAACCUGCAAGAAAAAGACUGGACAGACUACGAUGAGGAAGUCAAGGAGUCUGUGGGAAUAUUUGAGGUCACACACCAGUUCAUCAAGUGCUGAUUGUCGUUAUGUGAUGAGCUUCAGAGGCGGACGAAUAAACACUAGUGGCAAGCGUCCUUGUUUCUCGCCAAAGUCAAGGAUGCAUCAGAUGGUGAGGUGGUGAGGUUAGGAAUGAUGAUAAACUUUUAACGGGUGUGGACUAAAAACCACAAGUUGUUCAUACAAGUCAUGAAUUAAUCAAUAUGUUCGAGGAUUUUUUCACUGACUCAAUAAAAUCGAAAGGAGAACA